AUGACAUCUGCGAUGACUCGACCGGACGAGAUAGUGCGCGGGCCGCGCUUAUAUCGCAGUGAAACAGACGAAGACGAGAUGGAGGCUGGAACAUCUGAUUCGAAUGAUUAUCUGCCGCUGACGCAGAAUGUUACCCACGAUGAUGCUCAAUCUCCAGAGGAGAGCGAAAAUCGACCAGACACGGCGCUGGGAGACGCACCGGCAAACGCUACCAAGCCGGCUGGAUCGAAACCGCUCUCCCCCGAAGAAACGAUUGAACUGGCACGAAAUGCAGUAGAGAGUGGAAUACAAGAUACCAAGCGUUCGCUGGCAGGCAGCGAGGCUGUUACGGACGUGGUCAAGCCCAAACUUACCAUUGAUCUCGGUCAUUCGAAUAUCAUUCGUAUCCCUGAACCAGUUGUAGACUUGAUCAAAGAUGAAGUUGAACGUUUGUCUCUGUCCAACAACCAGCUCUUCCACAUUCCCUAUCGCUUUGCGGAGUGCUCCCACUUACGCUACCUUAAUAUACGGGCAAAUAGUUUCCGGGAAUUCCCCAAAGGAGUUUACAAACUUCCUUUGCUUGAGAUCCUCGAUCUGAGUCGCAACAAAAUCAAAGAGCUGCCGAAUGAAAUCAGCAAGCUCAAGUCGUUGCGAGUCCUCUCGGUGAUGCAAAACCGUCUCAGCGAUCUUCCAGUUGGUCUAUCAGAGAUGCAUAAGCUUCAGAUUUUCAAAUGUGCUGGGAAUCCCCUCCGCCAGCCCCUCCGUGACAUCUUGGAAGAAACGGAGAAUGAAAUGACUCCGUCUGGGAUGACUGAUAAUGAGAAGGAAGUUGCAGCCACCACGAAGUUGAAGAAGUUCUUCCUGAAAUCACGACAGAAUGUGACAACGCCUGAGCCCGAGCUGCAUACUGAUGCAAGUGACGGGAGUUUUGAAGCGAAACCUCUGCCAACACCAAUCCCGUCCAAGCGGAAUCUGAGUGGCCGAUUCCCGGUCAUCCCCAGCACUGGUGAUGGCUCAGCUACCUCCUCUCGAUCUCCUUCGAUCUCCCGACCCCUCGUCCCAGCCAAAUCGCAUUUCCGAAUGGCCUCGGGGCAAGGUGCUACUUACCACAUGCCUGGGCUCCAGAGGCCUGGGAUGGUGCCCUACAAUGUGAAUGAGCGCAAUCGGAGCAAUAGCGAGGGAAUCAUCCAAGGAUCAUCGGCUGCGCGGAGUAAGCGGAUGGGGCUGAUCACCCGCAAGAACACUGAUUUGGGUACGUUGGAUGAAACACGCCCGUAUCGAAACAGCCAUUUGCGAGGUCUCAGCCACGGCUCUGUCUUGCGGCCCCGCCAGCCUCCAACGCCAAAUACCGCGAGUGAAAACCGUUCCCCAAAUCCCAGCAGCCCCAGGGAGCGUCGACGUCCCAGAGAAGGAUGGGUCAACCGGAUGUCUAGCCUUCCUGAACACAAGGGGGAGCGUGCAUCGGAUGGUCCCAUCAUCAGAAGCGCAAAGGGAAUCUUGUUCGCGCUAUUCCAGGUUCACUCGCAUAUCGACACACUGAUCAAUGUGAUAAAGCUGGAAGAUACACGGCGUCACAGUCUCGAACUUGUCUUUUACAAUGCCACCUCUCACGUGGAUCAUCUCAAUGAUGUCCUUGAAAAGGCGUCAACGUCGCUAAUCCACGACCCGGAGUCACUCCCAAUAGUCACGGACACAGUGAGGCGCGAGUGUGAAAAGUGCAUAUCUGCAUACACCCAUGUCGGCACACAGCUACGGAACAGCGCUUCCAAGAUCGUUUCAAAUGGCGAUCCGCACUAUGUACGCUCACUGAUGCUGAUGAUCUAUGGAAGUUUGGUCGAGCUUCGGAAUGCCUGUGCGAUCCUCCAGGCUCCGCUCCAAUUCUUUGACAAGCGCGCCUCUGCCACGAAACGCCUCGCCGGCCCCAGCAAUCCCCUCCCCUCUAUCCCAGAUCGAUCUCAAGUACCACUGGUCACCCCAACCAGGGACCCAGCGCCGCCGACACGAAGAAUGCGGAGUGAUACCACGAUUCGGCACCCCCAAUACCCCAUGACCAUGACUACAUCCACUCCAAAUGGCACCAAUUCCCCCGGAUUCUCCACGCCAUACUCGCGCAGUCGCUCUAGCAGCAGGUCAAACAUGAACAGUAACUUGUCGCACGCUCUAGCUACCCCCCGCUCGGGCGAAACCUUCCCCCCGAUCCCAAUUUCUGGGGCUCCUCGGGUCAACAUCGUGACUGGGCUUGAUGAAAACGAGGAAGAGCGGAUCUUCGAACGAAUCUUCCAUCAGCUUGUCUCUACGCAUACUGCGGCUUAUGGCGCUCUCCCUCUGGCCCGCCGGCAAUUCAUACGAUGUCUGGAAGCUGCCCAGCAGUCACGCAACUCGGAGGGCCUUCAAGUGCUCUGGAGCAACCUCAUCCGCCGAGCUCAAGUCUGCCAAGAAUUAUCCGACCUCCUGGGCCAACGUCUCUCUAGCAUGAAAAUCAAAGAGCCUGGCGGUGGACUUCGCAACCAACGCGAGUUCUGGCAACUAUGCAAAUCAUUCAUGCACUCCUUCAUUGAUCUCGUGAAUGAAAUGCGAGAGGCGAGAAGCAUGCAACUGCUCCCCUCCGACGUCAUCAUCCUCCUCCGGCCUGUCCAAAAAGCCAGCCGAGAAGCAGGCCGCUUGAUUGAGGCCUCCCCCUGGGCGUAUCUCGCCGAUCCGGACCGCCACCCCCCUCCCGGCUCCAUCUACGGACCUCCACUGCAGAACCCACACAUGCAGCACCACCCAUCUGCCUCCGCCUCCGCCAUUAUCAACUCUCAUUUCCCGCACGGUGGCACCAUAACCCCGCAAUCCAUCACGGUUCCUGCCACCCCUCUGAGUGCGGCCCUUGGCCCCGCUGCGCAGGCGACGGUGCCAUCCACACCAGCCAGUGCUUACAGUGACAAGUUCUUCGAGGGAGAUGUCUUCCAACGGGCUGACUCUCUCCUCUCGUCGAACCAGGCACCUUUCUUCCGUCGCUAG
This is a messenger RNA of Penicillium olsonii, 2982 nucleotides long. The record is from the annotation of a GenBank genome assembly. NCBI's taxonomy places the organism in Eukaryota, Fungi, Ascomycota, Eurotiomycetes, Eurotiales, Aspergillaceae.